Messenger RNA from Balearica regulorum gibbericeps (East African grey crowned-crane), 762 nucleotides. Lineage: Eukaryota; Metazoa; Chordata; Aves; Gruiformes; Gruidae. The record is from RefSeq and is a predicted model, not a curated record.
UACGGCCAUGGAGAAGAAGCUGAUCGGCUGCCCUGUCUGUAUCGAGCACAAGAAGUACAGCCGAAACGCUCUGCUCUUCAACCUGGGCUUCGUGUGCGAUGCCAGAGCCAAGGCCUGUGCGCUGGAGCCCAUAGUGAAGAAGCUGGCUGGUUACCUCACCACCCUCGAGUUGGAAAGCGGCUUCAUCUCCAAUGAGGAGAGUAAACAGAAGCUGGUUCCCAUCAUGACCAUCCUGCUGGAGGAGCUGAACGCCAAAGGAAAGUGCACCCUGCCCAUAGAUGAGUCAAACACCAUCCACCUGAAGGUGAUCGAGCAGCGCCCAGACCCCCCCAUCGUGCAGGAGUACGAUGUCCCCGUCUUCACCCAAGACAAGGAUGACUUCUUCAACUCCCAGUGGGAUCUCACCACACAGCAGAUCCUGCCCUACAUCGAUGGCUUUCGGCACGUCCAGAAGAUUUCCGCAGAAGCUGACGUGGAGCUGAACUUGGUGCGCAUUGCCGUGCAAAACCUGCUAUACUACGGGGUCGUCACGCUCGUCUCCAUACUCCAGUACUCCAACGUCUACUGCACCACACCAAAGGUCCAGGACCUGGUGGAUGACAAGUGUCUCCAGGAAGAGUGUCUGUCCUACAUCACCAAACAAGGGCACAGGCGAGCCAGCCUCAGGGACGUCUUCCAGCUGUACUGCGGGCUGAGCCCCGGCACGACAGUGCGAGACCUCAUCUCCCGCUACACUCUGCAGCUCCAGAGGGUGGACGAGAG